AUGGGGAUGGAGGUAGCCCUUGCGGAGCUGGAGCGAGUCCAAAUGCAGCUCCUGCAGCGCAUAUCCAAACUCGAGCAUUCUCAUCUUCCAUCAUCGCCUUCCCAAAACGACACCGUUGACGACGCCAGCACCGACACCGUGUCGCGCCUCUCCUCCGUUUUGAGCAGCAAGGGCGUCCCCGAUUUCUCCUUUAAGAGAGUCCCUUCCGAUUACUAUGAUUGGCCUCUCGAAGCUCGUCGUGACGCCCUCUCCGCCGCCUCAAUCCAACAUCUCUGUAAAAGCAUCGUUCUCAUUAAUACGCAAGCCCCCGCUAACGUCGUCGAUUGCACCAACCGCAAUAAUUCCAAGUAUUACGUCGUUGUCGUUCAGUACACCGCUCGUUUCAACGCCGAUGCUGUUAAGAAUUUUCUGUAUUCGCUCAACAAUGGAAGUAUCGCGAAGAAGAAAUUCAACAUGAGGCUAGCUCCUGAGGAGACAUCAAUGGAGUUAACUGGAUAUGGACACAAUGCAGUGACUUGUAUUGGCAUGAAAACAGAUAUUCCGGUGAUUUUGGAUGAAGCAAUUGUAAAGCUAACUCCAGAUUUCUUUUGGUUGGGUGGUGGCGAGGUUGAUCUAAAGCUAGGGAUCCGAACAUCUCAAUUGAUCAAAUUUAUCAACCCAUUCAUUGUCAAUUGUAGCAGUAAUUGA
This is a messenger RNA of Sphenostylis stenocarpa, 687 nucleotides long. The record is from the annotation of a GenBank genome assembly. Lineage: Eukaryota; Viridiplantae; Streptophyta; Magnoliopsida; Fabales; Fabaceae.